Messenger RNA from Arabis nemorensis, 372 nucleotides. NCBI's taxonomy places the organism in Eukaryota, Viridiplantae, Streptophyta, Magnoliopsida, Brassicales, Brassicaceae. The record is from the annotation of a GenBank genome assembly.
AUGGAGGCGGAGUUGGUGGAAGCAGAUAUAGUGGUUCCAAUGCAAUUGAGGUUUAAGAAGAUACAGUCGUAUGAAAAAUACCCAAAGGGUCAAACUCGAGGGAGGUGGAAACACCUCAAGCAGAUUCUUCAAGCUGAGAAUUUCCAGGACUAUCCUCCCGAAGAACCCAAUUAUAUUAACAUUGAGUCACCUCCAUCCAAUCAACCCUGCAAGAGAAUCUGCGAUAUAACUGGAUAUGAGGCACCAUAUGUUGACCCAAGAACAAAUCUGCGGUAUGCAAAUGCAGAUGUUUUCAAGACUGUAAGGUCACUCUCUACCGAGCAAGUCCAUCAGUAUCUGUCCAUAAGGAAUGCUGCAGUUGUUCUCAAGUAG